AUGAUCCAGCCCAUGCCUCGGCUCUCUGUGCCCGCCGCGCUGGCCCUGGGAUCGGCUGCUCUGGGCGCUGCCUUCGCUACCGGCCUUUUCCUGGUCCCAGGCCCUGACCCAGCACCCCGCCCGGCAGGGAGACGGUGCUCUUCACGGCGAUCCCGGCGAGAGAAGCGCCUGCUGCCCCCCGAGGACAGCCCCCUGUGGCAGUAUCUGCUGAGCCGCUCCUUGCGGGAGCACCCAGCGCUGCGGAGCCUGCGGCUGCUGACGCUGGAGCAGCCGCGGGGAGAGUCCAUGAUGACCUGUGAGCAGGCCCAGCUUCUGGCCAACCUGGCGCGGCUCAUUAAGGCCAAGAAGGCGCUGGACCUGGGCACGUUCACAGGCUACUCGGCCCUAGCACUGGCCCUAGCCCUGCCCCCGGCCGGGCGCGUGGUGACCUGCGAGGUGAACCCGGGGCCCCCGGAGCUGGGGCGGCCCCUAUGGCGGAAGGUGAGUGUCCCUCUCAGGUCCCCGGAGCCCAGCACCGGCAGAAAGGACCCGCUGGCCCUGACCCCCCUCCAUCCGCAGGCUGAAGAGGAACACAAGAUUGACCUUCGGUUGAAGCCCGCCCUGGAAACCCUGGAUGAGCUCCUGGACGCGGGCGAAGCUGGCACCUUCGACGUAGCCGUGGUGGACGCCGACAAGGAGAACUGCACCCUCUACUACGAGCGGUGCCUGCAGCUGCUGCGCCCCGGAGGCAUCCUCGCUGUCGUCAGUGUCCUGUGGCGGGGACAAGUGUUGCAACCCCAACCGCAAGACUUGGAAACGCAGUGCGUCCGAAACCUGAACGAGCGCAUCCUGCGCGACGCCCGGGUGCACAUCAGCCUCCUGCCCCUGGGCGACGGCCUCACCUUAGCCUUCAAAAUCUAAGGCUGCCCCUAGCCACGGCCUCGAUGGAGGGGACCUGGGAAUCCCAGCCACCGACCCCGUUUUUAAUGUCAAUAAAGUGGGUCCUAGACACAA
Myotis lucifugus (little brown bat) is the source of this 993-nucleotide messenger RNA. RefSeq names its product catechol-O-methyltransferase domain containing 1 (gene COMTD1). The transcript has 6 exons. Gene Ontology annotation, molecular function: O-methyltransferase activity; S-adenosylmethionine-dependent methyltransferase activity. The record is from RefSeq and is a predicted model, not a curated record. NCBI's taxonomy places the organism in Eukaryota, Metazoa, Chordata, Mammalia, Chiroptera, Vespertilionidae. Bases 1 to 900 code for a protein of 299 amino acids.